AGAUAUUAUUGUUUUUUUUUAUGAACCUGCCGCUAUACAAUCGAGUGAAACGAGAUUGGGCCACGUAGUGUAUUUUGAAUUCUCCGACUCACUGAGUCAGUCUGAGUGUAUAUACUUUCAUCAGGUUUUUAACUUUCAAAUAACUUUUAAUUUCCAUUUGCCAGCUUUCAUUUGCAACUUUUGAUUAUAUCCGAGAAAUCCAGACCUUUGCUCCUUUCCGAAGGCUGUGGCUAAGCACACCGUAGUAGAAAACACCAAGUACACCAGUGACCAGUGCCAACACUGAAGUCGAAUCCUUCCUGUUUAGGCUUUUAGCGUUUUCCUUUUACGGCCUUAAUUGAUUUCCUUCCUUCCUUCCUGUUAUUACCAGAAUGGCUACAUUUCCGAAGGCUGUGAACAAGAGCAUCUUUGACGCGAGAAACGGCGUUCCCGGGCCAGGAGCGUACAAUGUGGGGGGCACAUCCAACAUGCCGCCAAAGCCAUCCCGAAAGAACUCUGGACUAUUGAAUGGAUCUCCACGGUCCCGCUCGUGCGAGUGCGUGCUGCCGUCCUCGAAGACUGAUGAUGGUUAUGCCUAUACGCGCAAGAAUGCUCGCGCUGAUCGUCCUCGUCCGGCUGCGUUGGAAUCAGGAUCGGGAUGGAAGGAUAGCGUCGACGAAGGCUUAGAUUUGGAUGUCCGCAGUAUUAACAGCUCAGUAGUCGAAGUUAGUUUUGCCUAUCCUUCUGGCGGAAAAUCCAGCAAAGAGCGCUUGCUAGAGGAUCAGAUUGCGGGGUAUGCUCAGCGUCAGGGCGAUCUGUUGCGAGACGUUACUGCACUGCAAGAUAUCAUUGCACUGCGUGACCGCGAAAAGGCUCAGGAUCUCGAGGAGCAUGCCAGAGGAGAAGAAGUUCUGCGAGGGAACAUCGCUGAGUUGCAGAAGAAAUUAGCUGACAUGGAGCCAUUGGGAGCUCGUGUGCAACUGCUCGAGACGCGGGCAUCUGAGUUGGCCAAGGAGCUCGACGAGGAACGAUCGAAGAAGAAGCUGGCCUGGGGGUUGCUCGGCGUUGGGUUGGCGUUGUGCGCGAUGAUGCACCGCAACGCGGUCCGCAAGUAGAUGGGCGGAUGUGAUGGAGAUGGUGCCGUACUGCAGGAAAGGAGGAAAAGAAGUAGGAAGUGUUGCAGGAAUGGGUAAUUUUGUUGUUUUCCUGUACAUUUUGGAAAACGUGCAGUUAUUAAAAUAUACGUGUUUUAUAUAAAUUUUCUGUAUUUUUUCGCGGCGUUUCUUUAUCCAGGCGCCGCCGUUUUGUGAACAGUUGUGAUUUAUUGCUUAUUGUACAGCUGCGGUCGUCAUUGUACAUAGUUUUUAACACAAUUCAGACUGCUGUUUUAAUGUGAUAUUAUGAGUAUUAAGAGUUUUUGAUACAUUCAUCUGUGAUAUGAACUAACGCUGUGUUGAAAGCCAAUAAAACGAAGCGUUAUCAUCUUG
Molecule: messenger RNA, 1466 nt
Organism: Paramacrobiotus metropolitanus
Lineage: Eukaryota; Metazoa; Tardigrada; Eutardigrada; Parachela; Macrobiotidae
Exons: 3
Coding region: 372-1094 (240 amino acids)
Source: RefSeq, a predicted model, not a curated record